AUGGCACUUUUUGAAGCAUAUGCCGCCGCCCGCGACGCAACACGGCAGCUCUACUUGUAUAUCAUAGAAAUUGGCCGUCGCCAAUUCGGGAAGGUCAUACGCAGGACACAACAUUUGACGAUCAGUGCCUUCGAGGUCGUGCAAUACGGCUGGAAUACUCGCGAACCUAAGUUAUCCUUGCCGCAACAUGCCAGUGCAGAUGACGUUGCUCCUCGGCCGGCCAUCGCCGCUACAGCACCUCCGUUGUCAGCGGGCAUUCAUGCCAACUUGACCCACUCCGAGGACGAUGAAGCCUUGCCACAACACACGUGUGUAAGCGACGUUCAACCUCCUUGGUCGGCCAUCGCCACUGCAGUACCUUUACCUCUCUUGCCAGUACCUCUCCCUCUCUUGCCAGGACCUCCACCUCUCUUGCCAACCGUGACGAACAUUACCAGCUCGGCGCACAAUGCAGCCUUGCCGCCACCCAUAUCACCUGCAACGCUAUCUGGCGUAUCAGAAGAUACUGCGCGGCCCUCACAACCGCUCACCGGGACGACGCUGGAGCCUCCACGCCAUACGCAAGCACAAUGCCCCGCGGCGAGCGAUUCCCCUGGGUCUGGGGGUCACCCCGGCACCCCGACGCUAGUGAUAUUGCUUGGUGCUGUGUUCCUUGCCGUCUGCGCCAUCCACGUUGUCGCCCAGAAAUGUGGAAGGGGCCGACGCCCGCACACCAAACAGAGGAAUCUGCCCAGAUCGCAGCACCCGUCCCAAGAUCUAGACGUUGCGCAAGCAAGGCCGAUGAGGCGCAGCAAUCCACGACUCUGGGCCCCAAUAAACGCGCUUCAAGACAUCUACGACGGGUUGCACGACUGCACCUCCGAGACACCGUGUUUCGCGCCAGGCGACCCCACGGUCACAUAUGACUUCGGGACCGGGAGAUUUCCGCUCAGACUGGGGAUUCGUGUCGCGCCCAAGCGUUCGACCCCCAUCGUCGUGGACCCUUCGGUGCCUCCGCUGCUGGACGACGUCAUCCAGGAUGCGAUGGAUCUUCAGGCGGAGAUGGAUGCUGCGUGGGACGAGGUACUCCGUCGUGACCGUGCGGCGUGCUAG
This is a messenger RNA of Fomitopsis serialis, 1092 nucleotides long. RefSeq lists its product as uncharacterized. NCBI's taxonomy places the organism in Eukaryota, Fungi, Basidiomycota, Agaricomycetes, Polyporales, Fomitopsidaceae. The transcript is spliced from 2 exons. Bases 1 to 1092 code for a protein of 363 amino acids. The record is from RefSeq and is a predicted model, not a curated record.